Melanotaenia boesemani (Boeseman's rainbowfish) is the source of this 8005-nucleotide messenger RNA. RefSeq names its product protocadherin 11 (gene pcdh11). Gene Ontology annotation, cellular component: plasma membrane. NCBI's taxonomy places the organism in Eukaryota, Metazoa, Chordata, Actinopteri, Atheriniformes, Melanotaeniidae. Gene Ontology annotation, biological process: homophilic cell-cell adhesion. The record is from RefSeq and is a predicted model, not a curated record. Gene Ontology annotation, molecular function: calcium ion binding. Bases 742 to 4548 code for a protein of 1268 amino acids. The transcript is spliced from 7 exons.
ACAGAUACGGUGAACCGCCUAUCCCGGCUCCUGUAAGUGAUGCUGCACUGAGGCACACUUUGAUCCAACUCCACUGGGGGGGCGAUGCGCUCUCUGCAUCCCUCAUUUAAGAGUUUUUGGGAACGUGCGCUACCUUACAACAGUUUAAACAAGUGGUCGUUAAAUAAAUUAGGUUCAAGCUCUUAGUUGUUUAGUAGAAGUCUUUUUUUUUUCUUUUCUUUGUUUUUUACUACUCGUGGAUUGAACUUUUACACCCAGGUCAGGUUUAACGCACAUGUAAGUGCCAAUCAAGCGAUUUUAAGCUGGUAAAAUUUUAAGGUAAAACAGGCUAGGGAUACAAACUUUAUGUAAAACAGCCCUGGAUCACUGCGUAUCUCCGCUUGUGGGAUUGCCAGACCAAGACAUCCGAAGAGGAAUUACAGCCUCCUUUUCAAACAAACUUGAUCGCUGUUUUUCUUUUUUUUUUCUCUCCUUUUUCUUUUGCACGCGAGGACCACAUUUUUUAGCACAUGGAUAAGUUUUGUAGCGGAUAACAUUUUCUCCCUACUCUAUUUGCCUUUUGCUGCCGAUUCUGAUGAGGAUCCUCUGUCCCCUUUUCUCCCACUUCAGAUUAAUUCAUGACAUUUCUUUUUUGUAAAUCAGUGAUGUCUCUUCGCGACGGUAGUGACGGUUGAUUUUUCAUCACAUCUAAGCAGAAAAGAAUUGCUAAAGUAGAAGUGAAGCUCCCAUCUAAUCCUGAGUAUGGACUUAGCAAGUCAGACGCAUGUACUGGUGGUCUUGCUCACCUGUGUGGUCUUAUUAUGCAAGGCCCAGGAGAGGGACUACAUAGUGAAAGAGGAGCAGCCAGAAAACGUCCGCAUUGGAAAUCUUCGCAAGGACCUGGACCUGAAUCUUGACCCUAACAUCAGACUAUCCUCGCCUCUGCAGUUUAAGCCUGUGUAUAAGACGGGCGACGUGCCUUUGGUGAGGGUGGAGGCCAACACAGGGGAGAUCUUUACCACCAACCACAGAAUUGACCGGGAGAAGCUGUGCUCAGGGGUCUUCACUGAGAAACGCUGCUAUUACGAGAUUGAGGUGGCCGUGCUUCCCGAUGAGAUCUUCAGAUUGGUCAAGAUUCGUUUCUUGAUUGAGGAUGUGAAUGACAACGCACCCCUUUUCCAGUCCACAGUAAUAAACAUAUCAAUACCAGAGAACACAGCCAUCAACACCCGAUACCCGGUGCCAUCUGCAUUUGACCCUGAUGUGGGGAUCAAUGGGAUCCAACAUUAUGAGCUAGUCAAGAGUGUCAGUGAGUUUGGCUUAGACAUCAUUGAGACUCCUGAAGGUGACAAAUGGCCACAGCUCAUCGUUCAGCAGAACCUUGAUCGCGAACAGAAGGACACUUUUGUCAUGAAGAUAAAGGUGGAAGAUGGUGGCAAUCCUCCCAAAUCCAGCACUGCCAUUCUCCAAGUUACCAUCUCUGAUGUCAAUGACAAUCGUCCCAUCUUCAAAGACAGCGAGCUGGAAGUUUCCGUACCAGAAAAUGCUCCAAUGGGGACAUCAGUAGCUCAGCUUCAUGCCACGGAUGCAGACUUGGGUUCCAACGCACAGAUCCACUUCGCCUUCAGUAACCAGAUUUCCUCCUCAACCAAACGUCACUUUGCUAUCAAUAGUUCCACUGGACUAAUCACUGUGAAGCAACCGCUGGACAGGGAGGUAACACCCGUUCAUAAACUUAUCAUCCUGGCAAGUGAUGGCAGCUCAACCCCCUCCAGAGCAACAGUGAUUGUUAAUGUCACCGAUGUAAAUGACAAUGUUCCCUCCAUAGACACUCGCUACAUUAUCAACUUGGUAAACGGGACUGUUCUGCUCUCUGAGAAUGCACCCCUCAACACCAAAAUAGCCCUUAUUACUGUUACUGACAAGGAUGCAGAUCUGUAUGGCAAAGUGGCUUGUUACACAGACCAUGAUGUUCCUUUCCGGUUGAAGCCUGUCUUUAAUGAUCAGUUCUUACUGGAGACAGCUGCCCCUCUAGAUUAUGAGACAACUCGAGAAUAUGCCAUUAAGAUAGUGGCCUCGGAUAGGGGGACACCUCCCUUGAACACCUCAGCUAUGGUCUUAAUUAAAAUCAAGGAUGAGAAUGACAAUGCACCCAUCUUCCCCCAGCCUGAAAUUCAGCUUUCCAUACCGGAGAACAAUGACCCGUCCACACAGUUAAUAAAAAUAAGCGCCACUGAUGCAGAUAGUGGACAUAAUGCUGAGAUUAUUUAUGCUCUUGGCCCUGAUGCACCGGAUGGGUUUAACAUAGACAGACGUUCAGGAAUUCUCUCUGUUGGCAAACGACUGGACAGAGAGAAGCAGGAGAGGUACUCAUUCACUGUCAUAGCGAGGGACAAUGGCUCUACAUCCCUGCAGAGCAAUAUCACCAUCAGGCUAAUUGUCCAGGACCUUAAUGACAACAGCCCAGCUUUUACACACCCUGAGUACAACUUCUAUGUGCCUGAGAACCUGCCUCUCUAUGGAACUGUUGGCUUAAUUACAGUGACAGACGCAGACGCAGGAGAUAAUGCUGUUAUAACGCUGUCCAUUUUAAACGGGAAAGACAGUUUCAUCAUUGACCCCCAAACUGGGGUGAUCAAACCAAAUAUCACCUUUGACAGGGAGCAGCAAAGCUCCUACACAUUUAUGGUCAAGGCAGUUGAUGGAGGGCAGCCUCCCAGUUCCUCCUACGCCAAGGUCACUAUCAAUGUUGUUGAUGUGAAUGACAACCGCCCUGUGUUUGUCAUCCCAUCCUCCAAUUACUCUUAUGACCUAGUGCGAACCACCGCUACCCCUGGUGCUGUGGUCACCAGAGUGUUUGCCAUUGACAAUGACACAGGUAUGAAUGCUGAGCUACAGUACAGUAUUAUCAGCAGCAUCAUCAUCACAUCUAGGGUCUCCCCUCGAGGUCUCUUUGCCAUCGACAAAGCAACAGGUAACAUAACGCUGCAGGAGAAAAUAGUAGCAGCUGAUCAUGGGUUGCAUAGACUGGUAGUCAAGGUGAAAGAUUUAGGCCAGCCUGAGUCAUUACAUGCUAUUGCACUUAUUCACUUGUUUGUCAAUGACACUGUAUCAAAUGCUACCUUCAUCCAAGAACAACUGCGGAAAAGUAUGGAGACACCCUUGGAUCGCAACAUAGGAGAAAGCGAGGUAGCACCUCAAGCUAAUGGAUAUGUGAUUGUUGUCAUAGCUAUCAUAGCAGGGACUAUGACUGUUAUCUUGGUGAUAUUUGUUACUGCCUUGGUGCGCUGCCGGCAGACACCCAGACACAAAGUAGUACAGAAGGGCAAGCAGAGCGGAGAGUGGGUGUCGCCCAAUCAAGAGAACCGUCAGAUCAAGAAGAAGAAGAAGAGAAAGAAGCGAUCCCCCAAGAGCCUCCUCCUGAACUUUGUGACCAUAGAUGAAUCCAAGCCUGAUGACCCAACCCAUGAGCAUGUUAAUGGUACACUGGAUCUCCCUGUGGAGCUAGAGGAGCAAACCAUGGGGAAGUACAAUUGGGCAACCACGCCCACUACCUUCAAACCUGACAGUCCUGAUCUAGCCAAGCAUUACAAGUCUGCAUCACCUCAACCUACAUUUCAAAUUAAACCGGAAACUCCAGUGGCCCCAAAGAAACACCAUGUGAUCCAGGAGCUCCCCUUGGACAACACCUUUGUGGUGGGCUGUGACUCACUCUCCAAAUGUUCAUCGACUAGCUCCGACCCAUACAGUGUCUCAGAGUGUGGCUGUCAGGGGGGAUUCAAGACUGCGGGGCAAAUCACCACCCGACAGAACCCGAGCCAAACACCAGAGAAGUCUUUUAACUCACCCCCUCCCAUUUGUCCUCAUAAGGAGGCCUGUCAACUUGGCAAGAUAACCUCUGUGAAUACCCAGCGCCGUGUGACCUUCCAUCUUCCAGAUGGUUCCCAGGAGAGUUGUAGUGACAGUGGGCUGGGAGACCCAGAGCCCAGCAGCACAGCCAGUGCCACCCAGCCUCUUCCCCUCCACUUCCCCCAAGAGGAGUACUAUGAACAAACGUCACCUAACAGCCGCACCGAAGGAGAUGGAAACUCAGAUCCAGAAUCCACCAUUGAGGUGAACCUGCAGAAAGCCUUGGCUGAGGCCUCUGAGACCUGUACCCAGGAGUGUCUAAUACUGGGCCACUCUGACAGCUGCUGGAUGCCCCCAGCCCUGGCCCAGUUCCAGAGUCCUGGCAGCAACAGCCCCACCUCCACCCCUACCACCACCACCAUCACUUCUACCCUCCCAUCCUUUGGCUUCCAGCAGAGCUGUUCCCGGGGAGUAAAAGCUAACAUGGGCAGCAUGGGGGUCAUGGAUGGCCGCCAUACUCUGGGAAGGUCUGUGCCCAGAAAAGAUGAACUGGACAAAGGGAUCAACCGGCCACAGUUCUACAACACCCUGGAUAGACACUGCAGUAGUAAGAAGGAGGACCCCAUCAAGGUCAUACCCCUGGCAAGCUUCUCAUCGCCCGGGCAGCAGACACCAACUGGUGGAAGCAGCAGCUCCUUCUUACAUGAGCAUCAGCUGUAAUAGUAAAAGACAGCUUUACAUUGACAUACAGUACAUAUGGCUCAGUCCAUUGAUGGCUUAUGACUUUAUGAUUAGUAUGUAUGCGUACGUGUGGAGGUAUGCAUAAUCUGAAUAAUUCUGAUCAGUUUGAGCUCAGUUUUCCCAGUGAAGACAUCUUGGAUGGAGUCAGUCAACCAGCUUAAGCAUUUAAAGGAAUUAAAAGUCGUAACACAUCAGACCCGUGUAUAAUAAAAAGAGAUAGUUCUGUACCAAAGUAGAUCCAUCAGAAAAAAACAAAACAAAAAAAAAAAACAGACAAAAAAAAAAAAAAAAAAAAUGGAGUAUUUUGCUUUCAGUUUGGUGAUGUUCGCUUAGUGACACGAAAGGGCACUGUACAAUUUAAGCUCCUUUGGUCUAGAUUAGUAAGACUGCAUUCUAAAAGACCACUGGCACAAAAACAAAUGCAAAUGCAAUGCUUUGUGUUAUGAGUGAGCUAAACUGGCCUAAAUGUUAAUUAUGAGCUCCAGGUUAAUGGCAUUUCUGUUAAAGUUCUAGUGAAGUAUUGCUCUUUAUCACACGUGGCACAAACUCCUUUGGUAGUGGAAGAUGUUUCUUUUGUUUUGCCUGAAAAUGUUCCAGAAGUCUAUUUUGGGUCAGGGGGACUGCAGAAGGAUUAAAAAAAAAAAGAAAGAAAGAGUCUACAAAGCAUAACUAGGCCAAGAAUAGACAGCACCACACCUCCAUCUUUUGCAUUCAUUCUCAUCACGGACCAGUACACAAAAUGAGCCCCCCUCCAAAACAUACUAUAAACCCUCUCUCAUGCACACUUGCAUACUCAUGAUGUUUUCCCAUAUGGUGAUUGCUCCAUCCCUGCCAACUCUAUUAAGAAAAUGUUCUCUCCUAGUAUUAUCUCUGUAGCUUUGUCUUAGAAAGGCACAGACAGAUGCGCUUUGGAAAUGUAGUCUUUGUUUUCCUCCUUUUGUUUCACAUUUUGCAGCCCAGAAACCUUCAUAUAAAAACAGCUAUAGAGCCAAUUAUGAAAUUCUUGCUCUAAUUACUUUGAUGUGAGAUUUCAGUAGUGACCCUUAUUGUAGUUAGGAGGCUUGAAAUGAUUCUGUUUCUAAUUCACAAAAUAUGCUCUGCAUGUACAGACAGAAAAGGUGACAAGGGUUCAGAGACGGCAGCUUUAUAUAUUCCCUCUGUUCUUAUCAUGUUUUUAACACCUAUGUUCCUGAAAUUCAUUUUUAAUCUGUGCUUUUAAAUGGCAGUUACUGUGGGCUGCAAAGUUUCUGAUAUCAGUUUGUACUGUUUUGAAACGAGAAAAAUACACCGGACUUCUAAAAUUUAUUCAAGACCCUGAGUCUAACUGAAUUAUUUAUGUUAGUUUUAUUUUUGCUGUUUUCUUUAGAAUAGACAUUAGAAGCAUGUGAAAGCUCCUCCCCUGCACACUGCUCCUCACAUGGUUCCAAAAGAAAACUGCAGCAAUGCCUGAACAUGCAAAUUGUUGUGAUGAUAAUAAGUACUUCAUACUAACUUGCCUUGUAGCAGAUUGGGUGCAGCAUAAUGUAUUGCUACAGCAAUACGUAACUUUGCUGAUAUCCAUUUUUCUUUCCAGUAGCAUCCAAGCCAGGUGUCUACAUCAUCAGGUAUAUGAUUCAUGCGAUUCAUUUUCUUAUACCAUCUUGCAAAUUGGGAACAGGCCUAAAUCUAUAAUGCAACAUGGUAUUCUCAAGGGAAGGUACAAGGUAAAUUGUGUUUGUAUGCUCUUAGCUUUUCUGUUUUCUCAAAUCAGGACUCUUAACAACAUAAAGAGGAUUUAUCUGAUACUCAGUUAAAUGAUCACUUAAGGGAACUGUGUGUCAAGGACAUAUAAAGGGCAAUUCAAUUUCACCUCAGUCAAUUAUGAAAAUGAAUUGAUUUCAAAACAAGUUAAAUAAAUAAACAGCCAUUUAUGAAAAUGUCCCCUAUUUUAAAAUCCAAUUUCAGCUCAUUUGCUAAUAUUUUUUCAUCUCUCUUUAACUUCUCAUCGCCUUUCAUUGUUUUAGGACAGACAACGAGCGGUAUCCACAAUACAUUUUUAAUCAAAAGGAGCACAUAUCAAAGAGAACACACAUCAUGAUGUCAGUGAAUAUUGGAGUUUUAUCACCCUGCCACAGAAGAUUCCACCCUUCAUAUCCAAGAACCAUAGUAUGCCCAAAAAUUGCAUAAAAAAUCUUACACACUUAAAAAACAUAAAAAAAAAAAAUGUCCAGAAAAUAACCAGGACAUUUUACUGUUAAUUUUACGAACCUUUCAUUAAUCCAAAAAUGUAAAUAUCUGUGCGUCUACAUUAUAUGCCCCAUUGCAUUCAUGGACAUGUCUGCUAAUAUAAAAAAAAUUUACUUUCAUAGCCCUGUUAUAUUAAUGGAAUGGUACCAAACACUAAACAAAAGAGGGACUAUUUGAGCAAAUUAAAAUAUUUACUUGAAUUGAUAACAAGUGACUGAAUAUAAUUUCUCCAAGAUCAACUAUUAAGCUCUUUUCCAGCCUCAUUUUACCUUCUAAGCAAACACACAGAUUUGUCCUUUUUGGGUUUGGCUGACUGGACGUGAUUGGCUUGUAUUGCAGCCAUCUACUAUUUGAUGGUGAAAAAUUUACACCUGAGGUACUGGUGGUGGUGGGUUUCACCUCCUGUACUGUCCACUACACUCAUGAUGCCAACUUUAACAUUCAAACAGACCAGAACACCCUAACAACAUUGUCUAGAUGUGAACAUCAGUCAGUAUAAUACACAUAAGUCAAAUUUAUAGGGUAACAGUCAUAAAAGGUUAAAUCCAGGAUGAAUAUGGAUCUUCCCAUGAGCCUUUGUGGUCUUCACAUAACUGGUACUUUGGAUCUGUAAAUCUGAAGAAAGGUAUAUGUCAUUAGAAAACUAAAGCUAAUUGUGAGAGUUUAUAAAACUAAUCUCAGAUGACUCCAGAACACAGGACUUCAGAUAUAAGUUUGAGAAGAAGGUCUUAGAGUGUAGGUCUUCCUUAUUACAAUUGUUUGAAAAAGCUUUGCAGAUAACAAAAUUUCUUAAGAAGCAUCCUCAUGUAUUUUCUACACUGGGUACAUAUAUUAUCUCUUGGUGAAAUUAUAAGUAUAACAGAGACAACUGUCCCCUUCUACAUAUAUAUGAGAGCGUAGCUAUCUAUGGAAAAUGUAUGGGAUAAUUAAAGCUGUCAAACUGUAAUAAAUGUGUGACUGUUUGAAAUACUCUGAUCACAUGUGUACAAGAAGCACAAUCUUAAAUAUCUGUAGCCCCUCACCAUGUCAUAGUUCAUUCUGCCCAUAUAACUCCUUUGUACUAAAGUAUAGCAGCAGCCACAUUAAUAGAAGGACAACUUCUAAUGGGAAUAGUACAAUAACUGCAUGAAUGUACACCAGUAGGAUGUUUCGUUGAUUAUAAUACAUGUUUUUCUUUUCUUUGUAUUGCUGUAAUUCUGGAUGCAUUUGA